Molecule: messenger RNA, 1948 nt
Organism: Phragmites australis (common reed)
Lineage: Eukaryota; Viridiplantae; Streptophyta; Magnoliopsida; Poales; Poaceae
Product: pentatricopeptide repeat-containing protein At1g09900-like
Exons: 1
Coding region: 80-1765 (561 amino acids)
Molecular function (GO): protein binding
Source: RefSeq, a predicted model, not a curated record
CGAGUCUAGUCUCCUGAGCUCCCUCCAUCGUUCCACUGACCUUAUCGUCGCCGCUGAGCUGCCGCGUCGCCCGACACCGAUGGCCGCGCCUCCGCCCGCCGCGCCGCCGUCCCCCAUGUCCGCCGCCCUUCUCACCUUCCUCUCCUCCCACGCCUACCCUUCCCUCCCCGCGACCAAGGUCCCCGACCGCAGGACCCACCACCUCCACUUCGUCCCCCGCGUCGCCGCGGCCUCCACCGCCGCUCCCCACCGCGCCAACUCUUCCACCUCCACCGACCGCCUCCGCGCACUCGUCCGCCGCGGAAACCUCGAGGAGGCCCUCCGCCUCGUCGACUCCCUCGCGGGGCUCGACCCGCCCUCGCCCGCCGCGGCGGGGCCCUGCGCCGCGCUCAUCAAGAAGCUCUGCGCGUCGGGACGCACCGCGGACGCCCGCCGCGUGCUGGCCGCGUGCGAGCCUGACGUCAUGGCCUACAACGCCAUGGUGGCCGGGUACUGCGUCGCGGGGCAGCUCGACGCCGCGCGCAGGCUCGCGGCGGACAUGCCCGUGGAGCCCGACGCGUACACCUACAACACGCUAAUCCGGGGCCUCUGCGGCCGCGGGCGGACCGGCAACGCCCUCGCGGUGCUGGACGAUAUGCUCCGCCGUGGGUGCGUCCCCGACGUUGUCACCUACACCAUCCUGCUGGAGGCCACGUGCAAGAGGAGCGGCUACAAGCAGGCCAUGAAGCUCCUCGACGAGAUGCGCGCCAAGGGGUGCGCCCCGGACAUUGUCACCUACAACGUCAUCGUCAACGGUAUUUGCCAGGAAGGCCGGGUGGACGACGCCAUCCAGUUCUUGAAGAACUUACCCUCGUAUGGGUGCGAGCCAAACACUGUUAGCUACAACAUUGUGCUGAAGGGCUUGUUCACUGCAGAACGGUGGGAAGACGCCGAGGAGCUCAUGGCUGAGAUGGCCCAGAAGGGUUGCCCUCCGAACGUGGUAACGUUUAAUAUGCUCAUCAGUUUCUUGUGCCGUAGAGGAUUGGUUGAGCCCGCAAUGGAAGUUCUUGAGCAGAUCCCCAAGUACGGAUGCACGCCUAACUCAUUGAGUUACAAUCCGCUUCUUCAUGCGUUCUGCAAGCAAAAGAAGAUGGAUAAAGCGAUGGCAUUUGUGGAACUAAUGGUGUCCAGGGGCUGUUAUCCGGACAUUGUUUCAUACAACACUCUGCUUACUGCACUCUGCCGCAAUGGCGAAGUUGAUGUUGCUAUUGAAUUGCUUCAUCAACUCAAGGACAAAGGCUGUGCUCCGGUCUUGAUUAGUUACAACACAGUCAUCGAUGGCCUUACUAAGGCUGGUAAGACAAAGGAAGCACUAGAGCUGCUUAAUGAGAUGAUCAGCAAAGGGCUCCAGCCAGAUAUAAUUACUUAUUCAACAAUAGCUUCUGGUCUUUGUAGAGAAGAUAGAAUUGAAGAGGCGAUUAGAACAUUCUGUAAAGUGCAAGAUAUGGGCAUAAGGCCCAAUGCGGUGCUGUACAAUGCUAUUCUUCUUGGACUCUGCAAAAGGCGUGAAACACACAACGCUAUCGACCUGUUUAAUUACAUGAUAUCGAAUGGCUGCAUGCCGAAUGAAUCAACUUACACUAUACUGAUUGAAGGCUUGGCUUAUGAGGGCUUGUUAAAGGAAGCAAGAGAAUUGCUGGGUGAAUUGUGUUCUAGAGGAGUCGUGCAUAAAAAAUUGAUGAAGAAGGGAGCCGUUAAGAUGCUAGAUGGAGCUACACACACUUAGUGAUGAUCAAUUGGAGUACAUCGAUCUGAGAACAUGUGUUUGUCAUCUUCGGCAGGGGACUUUCUUGAUAGUACACAUGAUAUCUUAACUUAUGCCACUUUCUUAUUUACAUGUGAGUGCCUGUUGACAACUUUUCAGCAUGAAGUUUAUACCAUUAAAAUAACUAGAAAUUUUCAGGCUUAA